Molecule: messenger RNA, 2779 nt
Organism: Athalia rosae (coleseed sawfly)
Lineage: Eukaryota; Metazoa; Arthropoda; Insecta; Hymenoptera; Athaliidae
Gene: MFS3
Product: putative inorganic phosphate cotransporter
Exons: 9
Coding region: 987-2534 (515 amino acids)
Biological process (GO): transmembrane transport; monoatomic anion transport
Molecular function (GO): transmembrane transporter activity
Source: RefSeq, a predicted model, not a curated record
CUGCAACAAUAUUCACGAAGAAGAAACAUUGCUUACGUAUGUCUAAUCUAAAAAGACCGCCGGUUAUCUCGUCGGAUGAUUUUUAGAAACGUGAUAAAUGUUUAGCUCCGAUUAAAAUUUAGCAGAAGUAAAUUAACAUCGCUUAACAAGACAGCAAAUGUAAAUACUUCAAUAUCAAAUUUUGCAUCGAGAAGCGAUAACGAAAUAAUUUCAAACCAACAUAGUUAUUAAUAAUUCUAUCGUUUUAUUUGGAGCGGUGAUGUAACGAGAGUUCGCAAGAAAUCAAACCAUCUAUAAUAAACGAACGCCUAUGUCCGUAUCGAACGCACAUUUUCCCGUGUAAUGAUUUAUAAAUGGAUCCAACCGUGAGCUUGCGGUUGUAUGUAGAGCACGUGGUGAAAAAUAGUUCUGGGAAACAAUAAACUGAGAGCCACUGAGAAUGGGUUCAAAGGAUUGUGAAGAUCGAUGCCUGCUUCGGCGCAGAUUCGGCUAAACUUUACGGGGUUGACAUACGGUCUUGUACGUGCACUUGUAACCCGCAUCCUCCAACAGGUACAUGUACAUGAAAAUCAACCGGAGAUCAGGCAACCGAGAUUCGCGGACGAUGGUGGUGGCAGCGCAUUUAUAGAUAGAAGCGAGCGUUCAAGUUUUGCUGAUGCAAACCCCGUACAAACGCCGACACAUCCACAGUUUCGCGAGGAGCGUCAACCCUUGAGGAAUCGCGCGAGCUUUUCAACUCUGGAGCUGAUCUGAACUCCGCUGUUGCAGAAUCUGUCAGUCUGCCUUGGCGCGUACACGUGUUCGGAAGCUGCGUGGAUCAUCUCGCGACUAUUAUGUUAAAAAACUAUCGGUGCAAUCGCCUCUAGAUCUUGAUUUUUUGCAUAUCUUUCGAAUUCACGCGCUGUUUAUUAUUAGUCCGGUACGUGGGUGAAACGAAUCCAGUUCGUGCCCAACGGCUUAAAAUUAACCUGUGGAUUAAAUCAACCAUGGCAGUGGAAGCGGUUGAUCGUAGUGCAAAUGGCGCGGCUGCAAAGUGUCUUCUGCCGGCCCGAUACUUGAUGGCGAUAAUGGGAUCGGUCGGCCUAGCUAUCGUCUAUGGGUUUAAGGUCAACGUGAGCGUCGCUAUCGUAGCGAUGGUCAAUCAUACAGCUAUCAAAAUUGCUCCCUCCAAACUCACGACUCAUCUAACAAAUGGGACCCUGAUAUUUGCUACCCCUGCACCACCCGUUUGUGAUACCGAAGGAGUUACCAGCAAGCAUACCGCAGAGACGAAUGUCGAUGGUCCUUUUCCCUGGAACGAAUCACUGCAAGGCCUCAUUCUAUCCGCGUACUUUUGGGGCUAUAUCAUUACGCAGUUACCCGGUGGUCGAGUUGCCGAACUUUUCUCAGCAAGAUGGGUCAUGAAUGGAUCGGUCAUCCUCAACGCCGUGGCGUCCGUUCUUUCCCCGCUGGCCGCACAACUACACGUUUCGUUAUUCAUCAUAAUGCGAUUUGCCCAAGGCCUUGGAGGGGGUGUCACAUUUCCCGCGAUGCACGUGAUGAUUUCGAAAUGGGCACCUCCUGAGGAAAGGAGCAUUCUUUCGUCAAUCGUUUACGCAGGUACUGCCCUAGGCACUGUCAUUUCGAUCCUUCUGUCUGGCGUACUGGCUGCCAAUCUUGGAUGGGCUUCGGUAUUUUAUAUAGAAGGAGCUCUAUCUCUUAUUUGGUGCAUCGGCUGGGCGUUUAUUGUACAGGACUCUCCGGAAUCGCAGACCAGAUUUAUCACUCAAGGGGAAAAGGAUUAUAUAGCCACCUCAUUGGGUCAGAGUCAGAGCAAAGCAGGGACCAAAAAGAAACCACCAGUACCUUGGAGACAAGUUAUAACGUCACUUCCGUUUUUGGCGAUCUUGGUAUCACACGUUUGCAGCAACUUUGGAUGGUAUAUGUUGUUAACGGAGUUACCAACUUUUAUGAAUCAGAUUCUCAAAUUUAAUAUGAAUGAGAAUGCUGCUCUUUCUGCAAUGCCGUUCCUCUGUAUGUGGUUCUUUACAAUGAUACUCAGUAAAACUCUGGCCAUUAUGCAGUCCAAACAUUGGAUUUCGAUUUCCGUAUCGCGAAAAAUAGCGACACUGUUCGCAUCAUUUGUUCCUAUGAUAUGUUUGAUUGGCGUCUGUUACGUUGGAUGCAACCGGAACUUGGCCGUCGUUUUGAUGACGAUUGGGGUAACUUGCAUAGGUGGAAUGUACUGCGGUUUUCUUUCUAAUCAUAUUGAUAUUGCUCCAAACUUUGCUGGAACUCUGGUCGCUAUCACAAAUACAUUCGCGACCAUACCAGGAUUUAUAGUUCCGAUAUUUGUUGGGAAAUUGACUGAAGGCAACCAAACCAUCGAAGCAUGGAGAAUUAUCUUUUUUGUGACGGUAGGACUGUAUAUAGUGGAGAUUUUGGCUUACACGAUAUUUGGAAGCGCGGAGGAACAGCCUUGGAAUGAAUCGGGAGUAAUCGAUGAAGAAUCACCGGAUCAAACUGUUCCACUAAAAGAAAGACAUGCUGAAUGAUUGAGUCAUGGUAAAAAUGCUGUGAGUCAAACAAAAAUCACAUGUAUCAAUAGGUAUAGUAGCCUGCGAACUGAUCUUAGCUUUAAGUUAACAGAUGUUUAUUGAACACAGUUUAGCCGAAUCAAAUAUUUUUAUAAGUAGUAGGAUGGGUCGGAAUUUUUUUUUUUUAUUUUCUUAGCAUGGGGGCAGAAUUUGUACGUGAUAAAAAAAGACAAUUUUUCAAAUGUGGAAAAUAUUUUUGACUU